Messenger RNA from Prosopis cineraria, 3403 nucleotides. RefSeq names its product homeobox protein LUMINIDEPENDENS. Gene Ontology annotation, cellular component: nucleus. NCBI's taxonomy places the organism in Eukaryota, Viridiplantae, Streptophyta, Magnoliopsida, Fabales, Fabaceae. Gene Ontology annotation, molecular function: DNA binding. The record is from RefSeq and is a predicted model, not a curated record. Gene Ontology annotation, biological process: vegetative to reproductive phase transition of meristem. The transcript is spliced from 13 exons. The coding region runs from base 189 to 3245 and encodes 1018 amino acids.
ACGUAACGUUGGUAUGCGUCCCGCUUGCCCAGCUCGCGUUGUUGAGUUUAAUCGAUGGAGGCCCGUGGCAUCAAACCCUAACUAGUCCUAAUCGGAGUGAAUUAAGGGGGAUUCCAGUCCCUUAACAUGCGAUCCCCUGCAUCACUCUGCUACACAUUGCGGCGAAGAACCUUCAACCAUUGUGUUCAAUGAUGGAGGGUUUCAAAGACGAAUUCUCAGAGCUAGAGAUUGGGAAUUCAGUGGAGUCGUUCCAGAAAUUUCUGGUUUCGCAAAGGGAGCUCUUCCACAGCCAGAUCGAUCAGCUUCAGAAAAUAGUUGUCACGCAAUGCAAACUAACUGGUGUUAAUCCUCUCUCUCAAGAAAUGGCAGCUGGCGCUCUGUCAAUAAAAAUUGGAAAAAGACCUAGGGAUUUGUUAAAUCCAAAAGCUAUAAACUACAUGCAAUUAGUUUUCUCCAUUAAAGAUGCAAUCAGUAAGAAAGAAUCUCGUGAGAUCAGUGCUUUAUUUGGUGUCACAGUGACACAGGUUCGUGAAUUUUUCAAUAUUCAACGCUCAAGAGUGAGAAGACAAGUACGAUUGUCAAGGGAAAGGGUGUUAAGAUCUAACUACUCUGAAGAACCUUGUGAUGGCUUCCCAGUAAACUCUGAUUCCAUGAUACCAAUUAAUCCAGCUCCCUUAAACUCUGCUGGUCCCAUCAGUGCAGAUGAAGCAUCUUGUUCAACACUGGAGGCUUCAUUUUCUGGCCUAAACAGCUCAGAGAAACAUUUUGUUGAUAAUAUCUUUAGUCUAAUGCGGAAAGAGGAGACAUUUUCAGGGCAGGUGAAAUUGUUGGAGUGGAUAUUGAAGAUACAGGAUGCUCUAGUACUAAUUUGGUUUUUAGACUGUGGAGGAGUGAUGAUUUUAGCAGCAUGGUUGAAUGAAGCAGCUGUUGAAGAGCAAACAAGUGUCCUUCUUCUUAUUUUAAAGGUCCUUUGUCAUUUGCCUCUACACAAAGCCCUUCCUACGCACAUUUCAGCUAUAUUGCAGUGUGUUAAUAGACUUCGGUUUCACAGAACACCAGACAUAUCAAACAGUGCCCGUGUUUUGCUAUCAAAGUGGAGCAAAUUAUUAGCGAAGAACCAAGCAAUAAAGAAAACCACAGGUGUUAAACCUGGUAGUGAGGCUCAAAGGGAGAUGGUUGGUCAGAGGGUUCAUCAAAUUAUGGGCACUGGAUCCUGGAAUUCAAAUGUCGGUAUUCCUGAGGACGUUCUUGCCCUUUCAAAUGAAGGUUCAGAUGAUUUCAGGAAAUCUGAAGCUCCACAAACUGUGAAAUUAUUGACUGCAUCUUUGGACGAUUCUCCUAAGAAGUCUGUCCUAGGUGUAUCACUGUCUCAGACUAGGGAGCGCCGAAAAGUGCAGUUAGUGGAGCAGCCAGGCCAAAAGACAGUGAGCAGAAGUCCACAAGCUGUAAGAGUAGGGCCUGUAAGUCUAGGUCGCCCCAUGUCUGCUGAUGAUAUCCAGAAAGCAAAACUGCGCGCUUUAUUUAUGCAAAGCAAAUAUGGGAAACCUGGUUCAUCUAAAGGAAGUAAAGAAGCAAAGACUGAUGGCCUGAAUAAACCUCAGACAAAUCAGGGUGGUCUUGGGUCUUCCUCGUCUAAAGUUCCUGUAUCAACCAAAACUGAUGAAGACAGCAAACCUCUGUUGCUUCCUUCUAAAACUUCUAAUAUGAAGGAUGCUUCUUUGGAAUCAUAUUUGAGAAUGGAUUUGAAGGAAUCUUUCUGGGAGAAGUGCAAGCAGGUGCAAAUCCUGUGGAAGACACCAGCAGAAAUGAAACUUAACGGUACAUGGAGAGUUGGUGCUGGUGAAAACAGCAAAGAGGUUGAUGUUCAGAAAAGUAGAAAUCGGAGGGGGGUGGAGACAAUUUAUCAGACUAUCCAGGAGAUACCAUCAAACCCCAACGAGCCAUGGGACCUUGAAAUGGACUACGAUGACACGCUGACCCCAACAGUCCCUAUUGAACAGCUUCCUGAUGUUGAUGGUGCAGAAACACCAGCUCCUGCCAAUCAAGGUAUUCAAGUGACGACCCCUUCAUCUUCAAACACUAAUUCCAACGUUGCAGAACCUGAUCUGGAGCUGCUUGCUGUACUUCUUAAAAACCCCGAGUUGGUGUUUGCCUUGACUUCUGGACAAGCUGCUAGCAUACCGAGUGAGGAAACCGUAAAGCUGCUUGACAUGAUAAAAAAAGGUAGUGUCCCUUUGGCUGACAAUACAAAUGGCAACAUUGGUGGAAAGGCGCAGGAGAACGUGGAAGUUUCACUUCCUUCUCCAACUCCCUCUAACGAUCCAAGAACGAGUGGAUGGACGGCGGAAGUUGCAAAGAAUCCUUUUUCACGCCACACCUCAGUGCCUGACCGAGGUAUCAGCUUUCCAGCAGCUGUAAGCAACAUGGUAUUGCCUCAGGUUCCAGCAGCCGCUGCCGUCGCAGUACGACAGCAUCAAACUGAUUCGCUGUCUCAAGCACCUAAUGUUGUUUCUGCUCUUUCCUCUGUGCAUCCAAAUCUGCUAACCAAUUCUCCAACAGCACAAAUGCUAUCAUCAAACAUAGGUUUAAGUACCAUGAUGAGCGACAAAAUCCCUGCGUGUGCAUCGUCUGUUAACUUAUCCACUGCACACUCAUCUUUAGCAAUGCGGGUAGAUAGCACCAGUAUCGGUAGUAAUGUAAAACCAAUAGCUAAUUUGAGAAUACAAGAGGGAUUGUCUAAUUCACAUCUGCAAUCGUAUGAGCUGCCAUCUCCAACGCUGACUCCAACGCUAACAAGUUCAGUCACACCCCUACAAAGGCAUGCCCAUUUAUUGCAGCAGUCCCAUUUUUAUGAGCCUUCCUCUCAUAACCCUCUACAUUCCCACCCUCCUCCUUCAAUGGAAAGACAAGGUCAUGCAUCAGAGUCUUGGAGACUUAGGCAGGAUAUAUCUUCCAGUCAUCAUUCUCUACUAAAUCAAAACACUUACAAGGCAUCGGUUGAAAGAUCCAAGCGAUCCGGUUCUUCUUGGGAGCAAAAUGAUUAUGGAGGAGGAGAAUUUGAAUCAUGGAGUCCAGAGAAUAGCCCAAGUAGAAAUAACGGGCAUAUUCGGGGAAGAAGUUUCCCUGAAUCGAGAAUGAACCCUGGGAGGGAUUAUAGGCCUGAAUGGUCAAGACAUCGGGGUUCUUCUGGUUACUGGGAUCCUGGUAGACAGGGAAGCAGGAAGUGGCAUGAACAAAGGCGAUGACCUUUGUAUUCAUCUUGAUUUGGUGUGGUGGAUUGAUUACCUCACAGGGCAAUUUUCACAUGUACAGAGAUGGAUUCUGAUUGAAAUGAUAAUUGACAUUAAUCUGGAUAAUUGGGGCAUAAGAUGACCUUGACAUUACAGCUAUUGCAACAGCUUUA